AUGGCAGGCAGGGCUGCUGCUAUAGCAUCAGGCCAAUGUCUUGAUGGAAUUUUAGAAUGGUGUUACAAUGCUGCAGGAUUCAAUAAUCUGGGUUUAAUGCAAGAUGAUAUAAUAUAUGAGGAUGAAAAUCUAAAAGGAGACAUAAGAAGGCUCCUUAAGAAGCUUUAUCAUAUCAGGAUGUUUCACAUUAACAGAGCACUGGACCUGACUGUGAGGACUCUGAUCUUGUUUAAAGAACAGUGGACAAAAUAUGAGGAGCAUCAAUUCUACCCGGAACUGUAUCUCAAAGAGGUUAUUUGGGAAAGAAAAGAAAUAGAAGAAUAG
Fukomys damarensis (Damara mole-rat) is the source of this 324-nucleotide messenger RNA. RefSeq names its product cytochrome b-c1 complex subunit 7-like. The transcript has a single exon. NCBI's taxonomy places the organism in Eukaryota, Metazoa, Chordata, Mammalia, Rodentia, Bathyergidae. Gene Ontology annotation, biological process: mitochondrial electron transport, ubiquinol to cytochrome c. The record is from RefSeq and is a predicted model, not a curated record. Bases 1 to 324 code for a protein of 107 amino acids.